This is a messenger RNA of Psammomys obesus (fat sand rat), 648 nucleotides long. It is a transcript of the gene Rd3l, whose product is annotated as RD3 like. The transcript has 3 exons. Bases 1 to 648 code for a protein of 215 amino acids. Lineage: Eukaryota; Metazoa; Chordata; Mammalia; Rodentia; Muridae. The record is from RefSeq and is a predicted model, not a curated record.
AUGCCACUUUUUAGCUGGGUGAAAUGGCCGAAAAAUGAUUCCUACAAACAAACACACUAUGCUGGAUCAGACGUAGUGACAAAGACUCUGCUUCGGGAAUUAAAAUGGCAUCUAAAGGAGCGUGAGAGGUUAACACAAGAGAUCGAAAAUGAACAAAAAGUGAAAAAAACAGGCGUGGAUUACAACUGGCUGAGAAACUACCAGAAUCCUGAUCCGACCAUCCCAGCUACCGAGCAAAGACAGCUGGAAGUUCUCUGCUCACAACUGCAGCCUUGUCAAACCGGAGCUGUCCUCAGCAGAUUUCGAGAACUUUUGGCAGAAAAUGAUGUACUUCCCUGGGAAAUUGUCUACAUCUUCAAGCAAGUUCUGAAAGACUUCCUCAGCAGUGCUGACAAAGAGGGUCAUCGUGCUGGCCUGUGGGACUCUGCCACCUGUCCCCCUGCCCCUGCGCUCCCAGAUGAAAGCUCUGAGAGGCCAGACAAAGAUGAAAUACCCACUAUUUCAAGCUAUGUAGACAGAAAUGCCAAGAACAGGUUCCCACCAUGCUCACACAGAGUAUGGAACCUGCCGUACUAUGACCCACCAAGGCUGCAGCACACACCUCUGGGGAGUCAGAGCCCAUCAGGGCUACUCGCCACAGGAAGUUAG